This is a messenger RNA of Rotaria sp. Silwood2, 792 nucleotides long. NCBI's taxonomy places the organism in Eukaryota, Metazoa, Rotifera, Eurotatoria, Philodinida, Philodinidae. The record is from the annotation of a GenBank genome assembly.
AUGAUGCUUUCGACUAUUAUCAUCGUAUGUCUUGGACUUUCUGUCUAUGGUUUACCAGUUGAGAAUAAUGAUCGACAAUUUUUGAAAGAUGUCAAUCCCGAAUUGCUUGGUGGUGGUUUCGAAGGUGAUAUGAUCUUGCCAUCAGAUUUCAAUCUAAGCCGUGGAGCUGCUAUUUAUGGAGCACGACGUCGUUGGCCUAACAGAAUAAUUCCAUAUGAUAUAUCAGCUAUUACAGAUGCUAAUGAUCGAACUACAAUUAAAAAUGCAAUGAAUAAAUUAAUGUUCGAUGUUGGAACAUCUGUACCAGGUCAAAUAGCACGACAAACUUGCGUCGUUUUUCGACCAGCUCAAACUGAUGAUAAAGAAAUACUUAAAAUUCAAUAUGGUAAUGGAUGCAGUGCAACAAUUGGAUAUGGUGAAAAUUAUGAAAAAACACUUAAUUUACAACCAAGAGGAUGUUUUCAUAGUGGUAUAAUUCAACAUGAACUUAAUCAUGUUCUUGGCUUUUUUCAUGAACAAUCACGACCUGAUCGUGAUUCAUAUAUAACAAUACAUCAAGCAAAUAUUAUACCCAAUCAAGAACAUAAUUUUAAAAAAUAUGCUUGGGGAAGCGAUUUACAAUCACAAGGAUUCUCAUAUGAUUAUAGUAGUUUGAUGCAUUAUGGACCAGGUUCUUUUUCCGUAAAUGGCAAACCAACAAUUACACCAAUCAAUAGCAAUGUAGUCAUUGGUCAAAGAGAAAAACUCAGUGAAACAGACAUUGCAGAAAUUCGUCAGUAUUAUAGUUGUUAA